GAGUUCUGACAGCCUGAAGUUGACGGUGUGAGCUCGCGCUACCAACACUGACUGACCGGAAACAGAUGUUGAUGUUUACUCCGUGUGAUGACGUCAUCACGACCUCUCUGACAUAACCCGACCGGAACCCGAACGGGGACCUCCAGCCUUGGAGAACCAGCGGUCACAGCAGCAGCGUCUGCCCGGCGGGAACGCCUCUCCGCGGGGCACUGCUGAGGCAGAGCCCGGAGCUCAGGAGCCGCGAAUCUCCACGCCGGCCCCCUCCUCCUCCUCCUCCUCCUCCUCCUCCCUCUCCUCCAGGGAGAUGGCAGCGGCCAAAGCAGAGCUGUUCCUGUCCGCCCUGCAGAUCUCCGACCCUUUAGCCGGCCUCCAGCAGCCUCUGGUCGGCUUCCAGCAGCCUCUGUCCCCGCUAGAGAAGCUGGAGGAGCUGCGGCUGCUGCUGCAGAACGCCGCGGCGGGAGGAUCGCUGCUGGCCGGCUCUGUUGCAGAGGGAGCCGGGCUGCUGAGCGGAGAGCCCGGGGAGUAUGGAGACUCUCUGUCGGACAUUUUGGACCUUCAGUCUCUCCCCCCUCUUACCCCUCGCCUCACCCCUCUGGCUUAUAGUGGACGCUUUUCCUUUGAGCCAUCGACCUCCAGCAGCGGUGGCAGUGGUCUGUGGGCGGAGCCUCUUCUCAGUCUGUUCUCAGGGUUGGUGAACAUGGCGGCUCCUCCCGCUCCUUCCUGCAACCUGAGCUCCUCCUCUUCAUCCUUAGUGACAUCAUCAGUGACAUCAUCACCAUCCUCUCUGUCCCAGCAGAGCUUCAGCGGCAGUGGCGGUGAUGUUGCCUCCAUUUUCUCCACCACACAAACCUACACCACCGCCGCCAGCUCCGACCUCCUCCCUCCUGCUGAGUCUCAGCCCACCCCGCCGUCCUUCCAGCCACAGGGCCCCCCGCCCGCCUACCCAUCCUCCUCCUCCCGGCCCAGCAUCGCCCCGCCCCCCUCUGCAGUCCCAAUGAUCCCUGACUACCUGCUGCCUCAGGCGCCACAGGAUGGCGAGCUCACGGUGGACCAGAAACCAAUCCUGAUGCAGAAUCAGCCCCCUCUUACGCCUCUCUCCACCAUCAAAGCCUUUUCUUCCCAGAUCCAGCCUCAAAACCCUGCCCACCAGGACCAGACUAUCAAAUCCAACCAGAACAGAAAGUGUACCACAGGCCGGCAGUGCAAGACGCCGCCACACGAGCGUCCAUAUGCCUGCCCGGCUGAUGGUUGUGACCGCCGCUUCUCACGCUCUGAUGAGCUGACUCGUCACGUGCGUGUGCACACAGGUCAGAAACCGUUCCAGUGUCGGAUCUGCAUGCGCAGCUUCAGCCGCAGCGACCACCUGACCACGCACAUCCGCACGCACACUGGCGAGAAGCCCUUUGCUUGCACUGAGUGUGGACGCAAGUUUGCCCGCAGCGAUGAGCGCAAGCGACACGCUAAGAUCCACCAGAGACAACGAGAACGCAAAACCUGCUCCUCCCCCAGCACCUCCUCGCCCUGCUCUUCAUACUCCUCCCCUGCCCACAGCUCCGCCUCCCCCGCUGGCCUUCUCCUCCCCCUUCCAUCCUCCUCCCCUUCCGCUGCCCCGCGCUUCCCCCUGGGCUUCAGCUCCUCCUCCUCACAUGACACCACACAAGAAAAUAUGAUACGAUGAGACACGAUGGGGUGUAAAACGCCAUCGUACAACAGGAAUUACUGCAGAAUGCCAUGAUACAACAAGAAACGCCAUAACACGCCAUAAUGCAACAGGGCAUACUACAACAUGGCAUGAAACAACACAGCAUGAAACACGAAAUGACACGACAUGAAACAAUUCAUCGUGCAACAACAUGGCAUUAAACAUGGCAUGGAACAACAUGGUAUCAAACAUGACAUGAGACAACACAAGAUGAAACAUGACAUUAAAAGGUUUAUUGUGCAACAACACGGCAUGAAACACAACAUGAGACAACACGACAUGAGACAACACAACACGAAACACGGCAAGAAACAAUUUAUUGUGCAACAACACAGUAUGAAACACAACAUGUAACAGAACAUGCGACAACAUGACAUGAAACGGGUCGUGAAACACGACUUGAAACAACAAGACAUGAAACCUGACAUAAAAACCUGCCAUGAAACACAACAUUAAACAACACGACAUGAAACAGAACAGGAAACAACAAAAAAUGAAACCUGACUUGAAACAUGACAUGAAACAUGACUUGAAACGACACGACAUGAAACACGACAUGAAACAACAAGACAUGAAACAUGACAGGAAACAUGACAUGAAAAAACGAGACAUGAAACCUGACAUGAAACAACUCGACAUUAAACAUGGCAUGGAACAACAUGGCAUGAAACACACCUAAGGAUAUAUGAACAAAAAUAUCCUGAUAUAACAGUAUAUGAGACAAACAUGAAACGAAGCGUUACCUUUUCAGGUGUACUCCUCUUGCUCCUCCCUGCUGUCUUAGCUCCUGCCCCACAGUUCUAACAUGCUGAUGGAAGUAACCUUUGACCAGACUCUAUGAACUCAAAGGUCAGCUGAGGUGAGGAGGAGCAACACUUCCUGUUGUAUAAUGGCCAUUGCUGAAGCUCAUCAGCCUCCACCAUAGCUCUGACAGACUUCCUGUUGAAUUCUGGACGUUUUUCAGCCUCUGUAGCUCCACUUAUGGAGGAGAAUAAAAGACUUAAGGGCCAAUCCUGGCAUUAAAAAGUCUGAACAUUGAAGCUCUGGUUUCACUGAUCCAUGAGUGUUAGUAGGAGCACUUUUGUAAGCAUCAUGUGUAGAUACAGUAGAUGGAGAAGUGUAUGCUGUGUUUUACCUACUGUGUAGGUCUCUGUGUACGUUUACAUGCAGCUCAGAGUUCUGAUGUUAUUUUCUGAGCUUCAAGAAUAAAAAAUGGACAUCCUGUUCAGGCUUUUAUUUCAAAAUGAAUGUGCUGAAAUUUCAAGAUUUGUUUUCAUCAUCCAGCAGAGACUUCUUAAUUCUGUAUGGAGUCAUUGCUGUAACAAAACUCAAGAGCACAUUUUGAUGGUUGCGAUUCAAACCUGUCUUUGUGCCCUAAAUGUCUGCU
Cheilinus undulatus (humphead wrasse) is the source of this 3089-nucleotide messenger RNA. RefSeq names its product early growth response protein 1-like. The transcript is spliced from 2 exons. Gene Ontology annotation, molecular function: DNA-binding transcription factor activity, RNA polymerase II-specific; RNA polymerase II cis-regulatory region sequence-specific DNA binding. NCBI's taxonomy places the organism in Eukaryota, Metazoa, Chordata, Actinopteri, Labriformes, Labridae. Bases 305 to 1678 code for a protein of 457 amino acids. Gene Ontology annotation, biological process: regulation of transcription by RNA polymerase II. The record is from RefSeq and is a predicted model, not a curated record.